Molecule: messenger RNA, 804 nt
Organism: Astrephomene gubernaculifera
Lineage: Eukaryota; Viridiplantae; Chlorophyta; Chlorophyceae; Chlamydomonadales; Astrephomenaceae
Source: the annotation of a GenBank genome assembly
CUGGAGGCGCGGGGGCGAGUGCGGGUCGGAGCGGUGGCCCGGUGCGGCUGGUGCUGGGGCCCACCCUGCAGGCGUUACACCAGGCCGUAGCCACCUGCCUCCACGCCCUCCGUGCACCCCUAGUGGAGCUGGAGCAGCGGGUCACCACCGCAGCAGCAGCCCUCGCUGCCGUUGACACCACCCCGCAUGCAACCACCACCCCACCUCCCUCCCUGCAGCCCGCCUCCUCCCCAUCCCUGCCCUCCCUGUACGAGCUGCUGGUGUGCUGUCAGCCUGUCGUACGGCGAUCCGCUGCCUUGGUGGCGGCAUACACAGAGGUGGCUCGACCCCUGGUUGCUCAGGCUGCUGCUGCCUCGGCAGCCUCGGCAGCAACAGCAGCCUCGGCCUCCGCACCCUCAGGAGCAGGACCACUGAGCACCGCGACUGGGGUUGCAACGGGUGCAUGGUCGGAGGGUCCGGCAGCCUCAGCUGCUGCGGCUGCUGCUGCGGGGCGGGUGCGGGGAGCGGGUGCUGCGGCACAGGGGCAAGUCCAGACGGGGACUGCUGCUGGGGCUGGGGCUGCGGGUGGUGGUAUAGCAGCAGCAGCAGCGGCAGGAGGAGGAGGAGGAGGAGGGCGAUCCGUUCAGCUGCAGCUGCAGGCGGGUGUGGUGUUGGAGCGGCUGCACGCCAUGAACGACCGGGGCUGGCUGGCUGGGGUGUUCAGGCCCCUGGAGUCCCAUUCCCACCGCUGCCUGCUGCUGUACCUCUACCUGGCCGCCCUGGAGCCGCUGCUGGACGGGCUGGGGGAGUGGCUGUGGUCGCCAG